Messenger RNA from Fundulus heteroclitus (mummichog), 1335 nucleotides. RefSeq names its product zona pellucida sperm-binding protein 4. The coding region runs from base 49 to 1287 and encodes 412 amino acids. Gene Ontology annotation, cellular component: egg coat. The transcript has 8 exons. The record is from RefSeq and is a predicted model, not a curated record. NCBI's taxonomy places the organism in Eukaryota, Metazoa, Chordata, Actinopteri, Cyprinodontiformes, Fundulidae. Gene Ontology annotation, biological process: binding of sperm to zona pellucida; prevention of polyspermy. Gene Ontology annotation, molecular function: structural constituent of egg coat; acrosin binding.
AUGUGCUAUAGCUGUAGUUCUGGCUAGAGUUUAGUUCCUAAUACUGCCAUGGAGUUUUUCAGGUGUCUGUUUGGCGUCGCUUUGAUUUGCGGCGUUUCUGCUCAGACGUACUGGAUGCAGCCGCCACAGAGACACCAGCUCUCUCCUUCCUUCCAGAAGCCUGAGCAGCAGUCCAAGGUCCCUCCAGCUCUGCCUCCGUUUGAUAAAUGUGUCUUGGAAGAGGCUGAGAAGAUCCAGUGUGGGACUCCAGACAUCACUGUUGCUCAGUGUCAAGACAUUAACUGCUGUUUUGAUGGGCGCCAGUGCUACUAUGGGAAAGCAGUAACCGUCCAGUGUACCAGGGAUGGGCAGUUCGUGGUGGUUGUGGCCAGAGAGGCCACUCUGCCACCCCUCGACGUCAGCUCAAUCAGCAUGCUGGAGUCAAAUGACGUUCUCUGUGGACCGGUUGAUGGCACCUCUUCCUUCGCCAUCUUUCAGUUCCCUGUGACAGCGUGUGGAACUACACUUAAGCAGAAUGAUGAGGGCUAUGUGGUCUAUGAGAACCACAUGGCCUCUUCAUAUGAGGUGGGAAUUGGCCCAAAGGGAUCAAUCACCAGGGACAGCCAUUUUGAAUUACUCUUCCAGUGUCGGUACUCCAGCACAACAGUGGAGGCUCUCGUCGUGGAGGUGAACCCUGUUCCUCCCCCAGUGUCUGUUGCUGCUGCAGGACUCCUGAGGGUGGAGCUCAGACUGGGCAACGGCCAGUGUUUCUCCAAAGGCUGCCUUGAGGAGGUGGCGGCAUACAGCUCCUUCUACAGCGCAUCUGAUUACCCAGUCACCAAAGUGUUGAGAGAACCCGUUUAUGUUGAGGUCCGUCUUCUGGGGAGGUCUGACCCAAAUAUUGUCCUGAACCUGGAACACUGCUGGGCCACUCCAACCCCAAACCCUCAAAGUGUGCCACAGUGGGACCUUCUGGUUGAUGGCUGUCCCUACCAUGAUGACCGAUACCAGACCACAGUGAUUCCUGUGGAUGGCUCUUCUGGCCUGGAGUAUCCUUCUCACUACAAACGUUUCAUCAGCAAGAUGUUCACCUUUGUGGCUUCAGAUACCUAUAAUCAUCAGAAAGAUACAGUGUACAUCCAUUGUGCAACAGCUGUGUGCUACCCAAGCAGCACAGACUCUUGUGAACAACAAUGUCACAGGCAAAGAAGAGCGGCAGUGGAGAAGGUCCCCUCAAGCCAGAAAGUCCUGGUUUCUAGUGGUGAAGUUAUUCUGUCUGAGACGGCCACUGCAGCUCAUCAGAGAUGAUCCACUCACUGUCACAUGAACUCUUUUAAUAAAGAUCGCUAAAGGUCA